Molecule: messenger RNA, 11655 nt
Organism: Pyricularia pennisetigena
Lineage: Eukaryota; Fungi; Ascomycota; Sordariomycetes; Magnaporthales; Pyriculariaceae
Exons: 3
Coding region: 1-11655 (3884 amino acids)
Biological process (GO): DNA repair; regulation of DNA-templated transcription
Cellular component (GO): NuA4 histone acetyltransferase complex; SAGA complex; nucleus
Molecular function (GO): transcription coregulator activity; protein binding
Source: RefSeq, a predicted model, not a curated record
AUGUCGGCCGCCGUGCUGGACGAGGCCGUAAAGCGGCUAGCCUCGCCAGAGACAGACCCGAAACUGAAGCUCGAGGCCGUCACAAACCUCCGCGACACCCUCGAUCAUUAUGUCCAAGGCACGAUUUAUCCAGCUUUCCUCAAACGGGUUAUGCCCGCCUUCAUCAACGUGUUGAGGGGGCCGCCUGUAUUCCAGAGCGCCGCAAUAGAACAGAGGAUACGAAUAUGUACUCUCGAGAUCAUCCACAGGCUUCCCACACAUCCUAGCCCUCCCGAACCCUUUGAACCGUACGCCGAAGAGGUCGUCGAACUCCUCACGAACCUCGUCCGCACAGACAACGAAGACAACGCGACAUUAUGCGUCAAAAUCAUAUCAGAUAUCAUGCGCCAUCAGCACAAGACGAUAGGGUCAAAAGUACAAUCGUUCCUCAGCUUGAUACAGGAGCUGUUCGAGCAGAUGGAACAAGUUGUGCGCGAGCAACUCGACAGCGGAUCAGCGAGUGCCGGCGCACCAGGGGCACCUGCAACACCUUCAGGAUCGCAGACGAACUUCCAGCAGUCGGGACCUGCAUCGCCGGUCGCGCCGGCCCCGGACUUCGACCAACAACAGAACUCACGACCGCUUUUGCGGGGUAUGCAGUCGUUCAAGGUGCUCUCGGAAUGUCCCAUCAUCGUGGUCUCGAUUUUCCAGGUGUACCGAUCGACUGUGCCGCAGAACGUCAAAGCGUUUGUGCCCCUGAUCAAAGGCGUUCUAUGCUUGCAGGCAAAGGCGCAGGAGCAAGCUCAUGCUGAGGCUGCGGCCAAAGGAACCAUAUUUACGGGCGUCAGUCCGAACAUUAAGAAUAGGGCCGCUUUUGGCGAGUUCAUUACAGCGCAGGUUAAAACUAUGAGCUUUCUGGCAUACCUCCUUAGGCAGUAUUCGCAGCAGCUUACCGACUUCCUGCCGACCCUGCCCGACAUAGUUGUGCGCUUACUCAAAGACUGUCCGAGAGAGCGCUCAAGUGCGCGCAAGGAACUUCUCGUUGCGAUCCGGCAUAUUAUUAAUUUCAAUUUCCGGAAGAUUUUCCUGCCCAAAAUCGAUGAACUGCUCGAGGAGCGGACACUAAUUGGGGAUGGCCUGACGGUCCACGAGACUAUGCGUCCGCUGGCUUAUAGCAUGCUAGCUGAUCUAAUUCACCACGUCAGGGAUAACCUCACCCCGGCGCAGAUUCGCAAGACGGUCGAGGUUUAUACGCGUAACCUGCAAGACACAUUUCCAGGGACCAGCUUCCAGACCAUGAGCGCCAAGUUGCUGCUAAACAUGGCUGAAUGUAUCGCGAAGAUGCCAAAUAAGGUUGACGCUCGGCAUUAUCUCAUCAUGAUUCUGAAUGCCAUCGGAGACAAGUUUGCGGCGAUGAACAGGCAGUACGACAAUUCGGUCAAGCUGUCCAAGCUCCACCAGCAACAAGGGCAAGAAAAGGUCCCCGAAUCAUACCUGGCAGUCAGGGAUCGCAAACCUGAGUGGGAUGAGAUUGACAUCUUCAAUGCAAUGCCCAUCAAGACUUCAAACCCUCCCCAAGAACGUGGCUCGGAUCCGGUGGUGGACAACAAGUUCUUAUUUAAGAACCUCAUGAACGGACUCAAGAAUACGUUCUAUCAGCUGAAAUCAUGCAACCCCGCCCAAGCCAUCGACCCAACCAAGGCCCCCCAGCAUUGGCAAGAUGUUACCUACGGAUUCUCAGCCGAGGAGGUUCAAGUUAUCGUCAAGCUGUUUCGGGAGGGCGCUUUUGUUUUCAGGUACUACGAAGCCGAGAAGCCUGUACCCGAUCCCAGUGGAUCGACCUCAGUUGAGAUGGCGAGCCUGUAUAUGGUCUCAAGUGGCAGAGAAGAAAAGGAUCUCUUGGAGACAUUUGCCACCGUGUUUCAUUGCAUAGAUCCCGCUACUUUCCACGAGGUAUUUCAGCAAGAGAUGCCUCGUCUCUAUGAAAUGAUUUUCGAACACCACGGCCUGCUCCACAUCCCGCAAUUCUUCCUCGCGAGCGAAGCGACGUCGCCCAGCUUUUGCGGGAUGCUACUUCGCUUCCUGAUGGAGCGCAUCGAGGAUAUUGGAUCCGCAGACGUCAAAAAGUCGAGCAUCUUGCUCAGGCUGUUUAAAUUGGCAUUCAUGGCGGUCACACUCUUCGCAACGCAGAACGAGCCUGUUCUCCUCCCCCACGUCACCGACAUCGUGACCAAGUCCAUUGAACUUUCCACCCGGGCCGAGGAGCCCAUGAAUUACUUCCUCUUGCUUCGGUCUUUGUUCCGGAGCAUAGGCGGCGGCAAAUUUGAGCAUCUUUACAAGCAGAUCCUACCACUCCUGGAGAUGCUUCUUGAUGUACUCAACAACUUGCUGUCAGCAGCAAGGAAACCGAUGGAGCGUGACCUCUACGUUGAGCUCUGCUUGACAGUGCCGGCACGUCUUUCCAAUCUUUUACCUCACCUAAGUUAUCUGAUGAGGCCGUUAGUGGUUGCACUACGUGCUGGUACAGAGCUAGUUGGACAAGGGCUUAGAACUCUAGAGCUGUGCGUCGAUAAUUUGACCGCAGACUACCUUGACCCAAUCAUGGCUCCCGUGAUUGACGAUCUGAUGACAGCCCUGUUUGAGCACCUCAAGCCACAUCCUUACAGCCACUUUCACGCACACACCACUCUGAGGAUCUUGGGCAAGCUGGGCGGUCGAAACCGCAAGUUCCGAACCGACGCAUUGCCCGUCACCUACCAACAAUAUGUCGACGACAGGUCGAGCGUUGAGUUGCGAUUGAUGGGGUCAAAACAUGAUAGAGCCUUACCUAUUGAUAUAGGAGUCGAACUCGCCAUACAAAAGCUGAUGGAGGGCCCCAGGCCUUCCAAAGCCCCUCAAGCCUCGAACAAGCAGCCAGACCCAUACUACGUGAAGCAUGCGCUUCAUUACAUCAAGUCUCAAGUGAAACUCAGGAUUGGCUUCGAUCGCCUGCCAGACGAUCUUCCAAGACUUGUUCGACUACAGGCUCAGGAUUUGAUGGCACGCAAGCUGGAUGCCGACUUCUCUGCGUUUGAGUCCUCAGAUCGCAGCCAGUCCAUUGCGAAGAAAGAGGAACAAGACCAAGUCUUGAAGCGUCUACUCAAGGCAUUGUUCUUUGCCGAAUCGCUUCCAGAGUAUGCAGAUGACGUGGACGCUUUCUUAAUGAACAUUUGCCGCCACUUCACUAUUCUUGAAGUGGGCCGCGGGCUUCAUGAAACGAAGCGGGCAACGAACACGACGUUUGACGUCAACUCCGGAGAAGGCAAGCUCUUCCUCGAUACUCGUGUCCUCUCUGGAGCUAUCCUGGACUCCCUUGCUUCUGAAAACCCCGACAUUCGCGCCGCGGCCCAGCGAGCUAUUGGUGAAGUUUUCACAACUGCGGCAACGAUUUUUGGCUCUCCGACUCAUGUUUGGCGGCUGAAUUUCUUCAAUCAUCUUAGCUCCGCCUUUGCUCAUGGAUGCUAUGAGGAAGAAUGGUUCACAAAGACUGGCGCUACGCUUGGAAUCCACACAUUGCUGGCUGAUGUUGAGCUUGGCGACGAGUGGGUUUCCAUGAAGCAGAUGGACUUCAUCAGAGCGCUUCUAUAUGUGAUUAAGGACAUGCCACAGGAUCUUCCUGAGAAGACGCGGCGGUCUGCCCAGGAGACGCUGGACGAGUUGCUCACAAGAGUCACCAAGAACAUCAAAUCAAAAGACGAAGUGAUUGUGGCACCGCAGGUGGCAGGCCAGCCACAGCCUCCUAAGCUGUCACGCACCGCUCAAGUAUGUCUUGCGCUCAACAAUGAGCUUUCACACUCGAACCGCCACGUGAGGGAGACUGCCAAACGCUCGCUCGAGAUGAUCGCCAAGGCCGCGAACGCCGAGGUCUGGGAGUUGAUCGCACCUUUCAAAGACCGCCUGCUCGGUCCGAUCUAUGGCAAACCGCUGAGAGCCCUACCAUUCCCAGUCCAGAUCGGGUACAUCGACGCGGUGACAUAUUAUAUGACACUCAAGAGCGACUUUGUUCAGUUUGAUGAGCAUCUCAAUCGUCUCCUCAUGGAGUCACUAGCUCUGGCUGAUGCCACGGACGAGUCGCUUGCAGGAAAGCCACAGGAGUUUCGCACACAUCAGAACAUUGUCAACCUCCGGGUUGCAUGCAUCAAAAUUCUGCGCACGGCCAUGGGCUUUGAAGAGUUCAUGAAGGGGCCUGCAAAUGGUACGCGGACCAAGAUUGUACAGAUGUUCUUCAAGUGUCUGUACCAGGAACCAAAACCCACGAUCGAGGCCGCGAACGAAGCACUCAAAGGUGUUCUCUACCCCACUAAUAAGUUGCCCAAGGAUCUCCUCCAGUCGGGCCUCAGGCCGGUUCUCGCCAGCCUUCAGAAUCCAAAGCAUUUGACCACACAUGCUCUCGACAAUCUUGCACGGUUGCUGCGUCUCCUGACGUCGUAUUUCAAAGUCGAGAUCGGGCAUCGAUUGCUUGACCACAUCAAGAAUCUUGUUGACCCAGGUUCAUUGCAACAAAUUUCGUUUACUUUCUUCGAGCAGCACCCGACGAUGAAGGUCAUCGCAUCAGUUUUUAACAUUUUCCACGUCCUGCCCCCCGCUGCAGUGUUUUUGGAGCGUGUUACCGACACAGUCCUUGAUUUGGAAGAAAAACUACGCCGGACACAUUGCAGUCCGUUUCGUGAGCCGUUGUAUAGGUACCUGAACAGGUAUCCAACUCAGGUUUGGACUCUCCUUCUUGGAAGGAUUGAUAACAUUAAAUAUGGCCGCUUUUUGGCCCAAGUCCUGCGCGAUAAGGAGAGCCAGCCGCUCAGGGACCACGCUUGUAGCCAAGUGGAAGAGUUGUUCAAGGCUUGCAGCUCUGUCAUCAACGAUGGGCGUGAAACGAGAUACGCCGCUAUUAUCGAGACCAUAAACGUGAUCGACGCACUAGCUCAGUGGCCAGACUCACAAUCGUGGAUGGACAAAAAGGAGCACCUCGCAUGGCUCAAGCAGAAUGGCAAGGACCUGGAGAAACACCUACGAAGUCAUGAUCUUCCUGCAGAACUCCGCCUUGCUGCAACCCAGGCUGGUGAGCAGCUCGUUAGUAUCCUGACGAAGUCGCUGCAGCGGGCACCGAGGGACCUUGAUGCGUUUUUCAGCCUAAUCGAAGCCGUGACGAAUGAAGAGUUCCGCUUGACGCAGACCUUGAUGUCUCACAUCUACAAGAACAUAAUAUGCAACGAAUCCAUUGACUUCUGGCGAGCAGUUGUACUCCGCUGUCUUGACAUCUAUGCUGGGAGAACGGCAACACAGAAGACCAAACUCUUUCUCUUGCGCAAUAUCGUCAAUCCCAUAUUUGCCAUGGAUGUCAUGCGUCAUUGGGAUCAACUUGAGCAGGCCGGUGGCCAACGGCUUGUUGAUCGCACUGUGAUUGACUCGAUAAACAACAAGAUAUGGAAGGUCAAUCUCGGAGACCCUCAGGAAGAUUUACAACAGCCCGGCAUCGACCACACGCGCAUGGAAGUGCUGCAGCUCUCUGCUUUCCUCGUCAAGUACCACCAUGCCAACCUGCAGGAGGCACGCAAGGACAUAAUUAGGUUUGGCUGGGCAUACAUCCGCCUGGACGAUGUCAUCAACAAGCAUGCGGCCUAUGUUGUUAUUUCCUACUUCAUCGCUCAAUACGAAACGCCAGCCAAGAUCGUCUCGCAAAUAUACUUCGCGCUCCUCAAAGUCAACCAGAACGAAGGAAGAACAUUGGUCACUCAAGCUUUGGAGUUGCUUGCCCCAGUGCUGCCUAAGCGCUGUCCCAGCUCAGACGAGCGCAACGCGGUAUGGGGUGUUGCGCCCCGCCGGAUCUUGGCUGAGGAGGGUCAGAAUGUCCAGCAGAUGAGCAGCAUCUUCCAGUUCUUGGUCCGUCACCCAGACUUGUUCUACGAAUCGCGGGACAAGUUUAUACUGCUGCUCAUCCAAUCUCUCCGCAAGGUAGCAGUUCCUCCUAACCCAUCUAAUGAGAACAAGAAGUUGACGCUCAACAUGAUGUGGCUGAUAUGGGAGUGGGAGCAUCGCCGGGUCGAGGGCAAGGGUGCGAAGGUGGUCAAUGGCGGCAGCAUGGAGUCACCUGCGCAGAAGCGAACAAUGGACAUUGAUUCCCAGCCUGCUCAGCCUCCAGGAAAGACCGAAUAUGUCAUUCCCGCCCCGGCUCGACAGAAAAUGGUUAGGUACUUGGUUGAGUUCAUCGCUCAGCUCAAUGAGCGGUACCAACUGCCGUCAGCAAAACCACGGGAUGCAUCCAAUACGCCUGGACCGGCCCUGCCGCCACCCCCCACAGACAUGUGCAAACGGGCCAUGAUGCUACUCUACAACCUUUUGCAACCUCAGUACUGGGGUGAUCUUGAGUGUGACCUGUUUCCCAACGUGACAGAGAUCAUCCUGGCGAGCGAUAAGACUACGUCCAUCUUGUCGGCCGACCCAUCAGACAAGGAAAAGUACGAUGACAAAUUCCUGACCAACAUCAUCAACACCCUCCAGGUUGUGCGCAUAAUCCUCAAUUUCAAGUCGGAUGAGUGGAUUUUGAAGAACAUGGAAAAGAUCCAAAAGGUGCUUGACAAGUGCUUGAGGUCCGAGAACCCGGAGCUGCAGGACUGUUUGCAUUUUGCAGAUCCGAAGUAUGACGACGGACGCGAGAUCCCUGCUACCGUCAAACGGAUCCUCGAUGCGAUUCCCGUGGCAUCCGACGACGUCCAGAUGGAGGAUGCGGACGCCGAGGGCGAGGCCGAGAGCCAGACAUCGGAAUUUGUCGCCUUUCUUUCUAACAUUGCUACUGAGACGAUGGCCGCCAACAACUACGUCGCUGGUAUCAACAUCCUUUGGUCUCUAGGCAAGAGGGACCCUCCGACUGUCGACCAGCACAUACCUGCACUAAUGAAGUCACUACAACAAAAGCUCGCCCGAGAUCACGUUUCUCAUUACACCACCAAGGCUGCUAUUGGAAUGGGGCAGCGGCCGCAGGAUCCCAAUGCUACGGAGAUCAAUCCGUAUGAUCUCGAAAUCCAGAGCGGUCUCAUUCUCAAGGCAGUCGAGACCAUGGCAAAGCGCAUGGAGGUCUUGGGUGACAACCGCCGGCCAUUCCUUAGUGUGGUGGCUUCUCUUGUGGACAAGUCUCUCAACAUUCCAUUGUGCGACAUGAUCCUCAAGAUGGUUGAGAACUGGGUCUUCCGGUCAGAGGGGACCUGGCCAACAUUGAAGGAGAAGUGUGCAGUCCUCCACAAGAUGCUUUCAUUUGAGCACAGGCAAGAUCAGACGAUGCUACAUCGCUUCCUUGAACUCGUUAUCAGGAUAUACGAGGAUCCCAAGAUUGCCCGUACUGAGCUCACCGUGCGGCUCGAGCAUGCCUUCUUGAUUGGCACGAGAGCCCAGGAUGUUGAGACGAGAAACCGUUUCUUGGCCAUCUUUGACAAGAGUCUCCCCAGAGCGGCAACCACGCGUCUGCUCUAUGUCAUUCGAUCACAGAACUGGGAUACUCUUGCCGAUUCUUAUUGGCUCAGUCAGGCCCUGCACCUCCUGUUGGGCGCCAUCGAGACGAAUAGUCCGACCCAACUGCACUCGGAGGACUUCCGGGUCAUGCCCGCAUCUUGCAGAUUCCAAAACUACGCCAGAGACCCUCGGGAGCCAAACAUGAUGUCAGACGACAAGUAUGACUCCUUGAUGGCUACGCAUCGCCGGUUCGUUGCAGAGCUCGGAGAUGUCAGAGUGCGGGACAUCAUUGAGCCGCUGUCCCAACUGCAGCAUAUCGAGUCUAAGCUGGCUCACGAGCUCUGGGUCAACCUCUUCCCAAUGUUCUGGGCUGCUACCAAGAAGGACGACCGCCGGGACCUCGAACAUGGUCUUGUGCAGCUGCUGACAAAAGACUACCAUGCGCGACAAAUCGAUAGGAGGCCGAAUGUUGUGCAAACACUUCUAGAGGGCGCGGCCAAGACUUGGCCUGCAUGCAAGCUCCCCCCUCAUGUCGUCAAAUAUGAAGCGAAAACAUAUGAUGCGUGGUACACAGCCAUGGUCCAGUUGGAAAAUGCAGUCGUCCACCCGGAAGUCGAGUCCGCAAAGGUUAAGGAGAGCAAUUUGGACGCACUCACGGAGCUGUAUGCUUUGCUCCAGGAAGACGACCUGUUUUACGGUAUCUGGCGUAGGCGAUGCCAGUUCCUUGAAACAAACUCUGCCCUUUCAUACGAGCAGAAUGGAAUGUGGGAUAAGGCCCAAAAGGGAUAUGAAGCCGCGCAGAUCAAGGCUCGCACAGGCGUGAUACCAUUCUCUCAGGCCGAGUACAUGCUCUGGGAGGACCACUGGAUCCUUUGUGCUCAGAAGCUUCAACAGUGGGACAUUCUCAAGGAAUUUGCCAAACAUGAGAAUUACCAAGAUCUCUUGUUGGAGUGUGCUUGGCGCGAUCCCGAAAUGUGGACAACGGCGGAGCGGCGGGAGGAGCUCGAUAACGUCAUCAAGGGCGUUAUGGAUGCUCCGACCCCCCGCCGGGCCUUCUUCCAGGCUUUCAUGUCAUUGCUCAAGCUGCACAGCAAGCAAGAAGGUAUCCAGGAUUUCACACGCGUUUGCGACGAAGCCAUCCAGCUCUCGAUCCGCAAGUGGCACCAGCUGCCCCGUCGCUUUACAAACGCGCACAUUCCACUGUUACAGAACUUCCAGCAGCUAGUUGAACUACAUGAUGCAAGCGUCAUAUGUAACAGCCUUGCCAAUACAACCCUGGCAAAUCUGGAUAGCAAAUCAGGAGAGCUCAAACUGCUCCUGGGAUCCUGGCGCGAUAGGCUCCCCAACAUGUGGGACGACAUAACUGCCUGGCACGACCUCGUCACUUGGCGUCAGCACAUUUUCGGCUUGAUCAACACUACCUACCUCCAACUGUUACCACCCGGAACCCAACAGGCCGGAGGGUCUACCUUUGCAUACAGAGGUUAUCAUGAGACCGCUUGGAUCAUUAAUCGUUUCGCUCAAGUGACCCGCAAGCAUAACCUCCUUGACGUGUGCAUCAAUCAGCUCACACGGAUCUAUACCCUGCCUAACAUUGAAAUUGCCGAGGCGUUCCUCAAACUCAAGGAACAAGCUAUGUGCCACUACCAAAACCCGGAGGAAUUGAACCAAGGACUUGAGGUCAUCAACAACACGAACCUCAACUAUUUCAGUGCCCCGCAGAAAGCUGAAUUCUACACGCUCAAGGGCAUGUUCCUCGAGAAGCUCAAACAGAACAGUGAGGCUGACCAAGCUUUCGGUACCGCACUCUACUUUGACAUCACCGCUGCCAAGGCAUGGGCGGAAUGGGGCUACUACAACGAGAGGAGAUUCAAGGAGGAUCCCAGCAACGUGACGGCCGCCAGGCAGGCACUUACGUCGUAUCUGCAGGCGGCAGGCAGCUACCGCAAUCGGAAGUCGCGGAAGCUUCUGGCCAGAGUAUUAUGGCUUCUCAGCUUGGACGACUCAAAGGGGUCGAUUGCUGCAGGGUUUGACGACUUCAAGGGUGAAACGCCAACCUGGUACUGGAUCACGUUCAUCCCACAGCUGCUCACGUCUCUGGGCCAUAAAGAGGCGUUGCGUGUGCACGCAAUCCUGUUGAAGAUUGCAAAGAGUUAUCCCCAAGCUCUGUACUUCCAACUCCGGACGAACAGGGAGGACAUGAUGGCCAUUAAGAAGAACCAGGAGAUGAAGGAGAAGCAGAGGCUUAGGAUGCAGGCAUCGCAAGCGGCAGCGGCGGCUAACAAGCAAGGGGCGGUAAGCGCCUCGCCCGCGGCACAGCCGAAGGAUGCACCCACCCCGGCAGCCAAGACGGAGUCCACCUCAAGGCCAGCAACCGCAAAUGGGGAUCAAGGCAAGACCGAGUCCUCUGCUACAGAUGGACCCUCGGCAGCCCAGCAGCCGCCAACCCCUGCUGCUACUUCCGCAACUGCAGGCCAAGCGAACGGCACCGGACAGGCGACCGGUGAGCAGCAGAACGGAGAGCCGCAGAAGAGGCAGCCGUGGGAUCUCACCGAGGAGAUUAUGAGCGUCCUCAAGACAGCCUUCCCGCUACUUGCCCUCAGCAUGGAGACAAUGGUGGACCAGAUUCAGAAGAACUUUAAGUGCCCUCCUGACGAAGAUGCAUACCGCCUGAUUGUCGCGCUCCUGAACGACGGCCUAGCAUACGUCAGCAGAAUGCCAACAUCCUACGCCAAGGACGUCAAGCUUCCGACUCCCACCGAAACUAAUAUCACCAGGUUCGCUGAGACGAUAUUGCCGCCUCACACCAGGCCGACGUUCGAGGCAGACUUUGUUCACGUCAAACCAACCAUGCACGAGUACAUUCAGAAGCUGCGAAAAUGGCGCGAUAAGUUCGAGGAGAAGUUGGAUCGGCGUCUGUGCCAGGCCACUUUGGAGUCAUUUUCGCCGCAUCUGAGCGAGUUCCGGUAUCAGAAGUUUGACGAUGUUGAGGUUCCGGGCCAAUACCUGCAGCACAAGGAUAGAAAUCAGGAUUUUGUGCGCAUCGAACGAUUCCUACCCAACGUGGACCUCGUCCGGACGAUUGGUGGCUCCCAUCGCCGCCUCAAGAUGCGAGGUCACGACGGCAGCGUCCACUGUUUUGCAGUGCAACAUCCCGCAGCUAGACACUGCCGUAGGGAGGAGCGGAUAUUGCAACUCUUCCGGCAGAUGAACGUCAGACUGGAGCGCAAGAAGGAAAGCCGCAAGCGUGAUUUGCAGUUCACGCUACCGCUCAUGGUCCCGCUUGCUCCUCACAUCAGGAUCGUCCAAGAGGAUACGUCAUACAUGACACUUCAGGGAAUGUAUGAGGAUCAUUGCCGUCGCAAUGGCAUGUCCAAGGACGAUCCUGUCCUCUUCACCAUGGACAAGCUCAAGGGCCUGGUUGACAUUAAGAGCCUCAACGUAAGUGGAACUUUGGAAUUAGUAUAUUCGGGCAAGUUGCAGUUGACUAACGUAGUGGGCGAACAGCAGAAGCACUCGGAUCAACAGGGCGACCCCCGACUCGAGGUGUUUACGGCGAUCCGCGAGAAGUGGGUCCCGCAAGACGUGGCGCUCAAGUACGUGCAGUCUGCAUAUCCUGACUUUGCCGACUUUUGGCUGUUCAGGAGGCGAUUCUCGUACCAGCUGGCGUUGCACACAUUCAUGACGUACAUCCUGUUCAUCGACAAGCGAUACCCGCACAAGAUCAACAUUGCACGCGGUUCAGGCAACAUCUGGGGUUCAGAACUCAUGUCACUAAUGGCGCCGGCUCGGCCUUACUUCCAUAACGCGGAACCUGUGCCCUUCCGGUUGACGCCGAACCUGGCGACGCUCAUGGGGCCGAUAGCCAUGGAAGGCAUAUUCAGUUGCAGCAUCAUGGCCAUGGCCAGGUGCCUGACGGAGCCCGAGUACGAGUUGGAACAUGCACUGACGCUCUACGUGCGCGACGAGAUCAUGUUUUGGUUUACUAGUAAUCAUCGUACCGGACUUCUUACGGAGAUACAGAUGCGCGAUUUGGUGCAGGCAAACUCGGACAUUGUUGUCAAGAGGGCAGUUAGCCUGGCCCAGGCACCGGUCGGGAAUCUGCCGGCAAACCAGACGGUCAUUGACCUCAUCAGCAAGGCCGUCAGCCCCUUCAACCUGGCGAGAUGCGAUGCUCUUUGGAUGCCGUAUCUGUGA